This is a messenger RNA of Liolophura sinensis, 3206 nucleotides long. RefSeq names its product AP-5 complex subunit zeta-1-like. The record is from RefSeq and is a predicted model, not a curated record. NCBI's taxonomy places the organism in Eukaryota, Metazoa, Mollusca, Polyplacophora, Chitonida, Chitonidae. The coding region runs from base 19 to 2391 and encodes 790 amino acids. The transcript has 19 exons. Gene Ontology annotation, cellular component: AP-5 adaptor complex.
CCCAACGAAAGAACAAGCAUGGCUUUGUCGACGAUUGAGCAUUUAAUUCUUCAAGCAAGGUCUAUGCCACAAGAUGAGAUUGACAAGUUGUGUAAUGUUGCCUUUGACACCUUCCAUCAGUCUGAUAAAUCAGCAGAUUGUAGCUUUGCACUGAGACAGUUAGUAUUUAUUCUGCAAGCUUCAACCACAGAACCAAGCCUUCCUAAGAAGCUAAUUGGCUUAAUGCUGCAGUCCCUGGGGUCCGGGAGGUCAGGCGUGAGCAAGAGGAAGCAGUGUGUGUUGUGUUCUGACCUCCUGCGGGAAGUGCUCCCUUCGGAUGAGCUAUCUCUACAGGAUGGUCAAGCACCUCUCACCCCGAACAAAAGUGUGGAGUACUUGCCUCUGUAUAUCAUACAGGGUCAUGCUGAGGGUUGCCUUGACAAGAUAGUUCCUUUUGCUUUACGAUGGUUGACUGAGGAAAAGCUGGAUUGUGAUGUACAGAAAAAAUUGUUCACUUUUCUGGUUGGUGUGGAAACUCUACACAGACAUAUGCUGUCAGAAGUUGAUGUCACAAGCAUCAGUAAGAAAGCAUCUGAUUGGUUAAUGAAUGCUAGUUUGUACCAAGCCCCGAACCCCUACACAUAUAACCCAUUCAAGAAAGAUCAUAGUCUGCCGGUGAAUGAAAUUGAUGGUACUCCUUCUAGAAACUUCUUCUCUGUUCUUAACGUCGGCCAGUAUUACACCGAGGAUCAAGUAUUAAAUAUCUUCACCUUUUCACUGCUGUACAAGUGGCUAAGUCAUCCAAACACUGGCAAACAGCAGUCCCGGACUGUAACCCCAACAGGGGAGACAACCCACACUUCCACUAUCUUCACCACCUUGGUGCCCAAAACAGUGGAUUACUGCUUUCGAAUUCUGGACCAGUGUGAAAGGAAACCUAAAGUACCACAGGAUUGUGAUCUUCAGGAUGCAUGUCUGUUGGAAGUGGUGAAAAUUUUGGACCUUGUCUGUAAGAUUGAUCAUGGACAGCUGUCUAAGGUGUUCCAGGAAAUCAAACGCUUGUUUUCCCGACUGACACAGAAGGACACUCCUCCACGCAUACUGCUGCAGAUUCUUCAGUUCUUCUUAAACCACAGUGAAGAAGUUGUCUAUGACCCUCAGCAGGCCUAUGACAUGUACUUCGGUCACCUAAUUUCACUACAUUGUGGGAACGCGUCUGUGGCCUAUGAAACUCUACAGUUUAUAACAGAUAACUUGGAAACUCUGUGUUAUAAGACAAAUGUCCUUAGCAAAUACUUUCCCAAUAUAUUUAAGAUCCUAGCUUGGAAUCCACGGUCUUUCAUCUGUGAGAUGAUGGAGAUUUUACCAGCUGUCAUGUCACCGGCAUCAACUAUUGAGGUGUUUCAUGCUUUGCUGGAUCUGCCAUGUAUCUGCGCUGCCUUGGAGGUAUCUGAGAGAGCUCUGAAAGGGGAGAGCACUCCAGCUCAGACUCCAGCGCAAGGUGGUGAGCUGACCUCAUUGGAAGCAUACAGAGACCCCCUCUACAAUUUGAUGUUCAAGUUCGUGAUGAGGGUGGAAGGUGGUUGUGGGGAUACAAUCAGCAGGUUGAAGGACUUACAUGACAUCCUUCAUGACAUGUGUAACAGCCCACGUGUGGUUGUGUGUGGACAGGUAGUUCCUGUGCUGCUCAGGGUAUUUUUCACAGUUAUUGGUGAGGAGGGGGAUGAGAAAUUAGCCAAUCAGAUGUUCCCUGUGAUACUGGAGAGAACAGGACUGUUGUACGAGAUUCCAGAGUACCAGAUAGAUGUCAGAAGACUCUUGGCUGAAAGUGUGUAUCAACUGUUCAGAGCCUACCCUAGUCUGGUGGUUGACCAGUACACCGAGAUCAUGGAGUAUAUCAUGUCUACGAGGAACAUCACACACAAGGAGCGUCUCUUCUCUCACCUGGUGUGGGGUAUAGGUGAAUACUGCUCUAACAGCCAUGAUAAGAGAUGUACCCCUGAGAUGAUUUGCAAGUAUUACGAGGCUCUGGAGGCACUGACAUACGAGAUUUCAGGGAUGGUUCAGUCAGCACCCAGCGAGGAGCUCAGCUCUUUCUCACCCAGACUCGUCACCAUCUUGUUAUCAGCACUGGCUAAGCUGGCCACAAGAUGUCAGGACUUGAUUCCCCGGGUCAUCCUCUGUCUGACAAAGGUCAGCCAACAACAACUGAACAGUAACCUGGAGCCUGAAACCAAGGAGAGCCUGGUGGACAGAGCCCAGGAGCUCAUCAACCUGCUCAAACUUCCCAACUUUGCAUCGGUAAUACUGAAUCCCUCGGCAGACAUUGAAUCUGGCAGUUCACAUAAAGAUCACACCUCUGAGGCUGUCAUUUUGAGGACCACCCACAGGAUUCUCAGACCAGAUCUGUGACACCUGAUCUUUCUGAGUGACAUUGACAGAGAUCUGCCAUCUGAUCUUUCUGAGUCUAACAUUUGACAGAGACAUCUCUGACUUUUGACAGAGAUCACACUUCUGAUUGUGUGAUCAUAAUGCUUGAUAACACACAGGAUUUUCUGACAUCUAAUGGAGAUCACACACCUCCGAGUCAGUAAGCUUGAGGACUGCAGAGGAUUCUUGGAUCAGAGCUCCGACAUGUUAUCUGUGGUUGGGAUCCACAAGGGAGGACUUCAUAUUCCGCGGUAUGGAAAGAGAACAUCAUCUGCUCCUGAUCAUGCUCAAAUACAGCAUAGAUAACGAAACAGGAGAUAUUUCUUUCAUGUAGAACACACAUCCAGCUUGUUUCAUGAACCUUUGUGUUCUGACCUAGCGCUGUCAGAUUUCCAGCUAAAUGUAUUCAAUUCAGUGUAUUCUGAAAAUGGUGCUAUUUAUGGUAUUUGUAAGAAAGUGUGGCCUUCAAGAUACCAGACGCAUUAGUUUUUAAUGUACAUAUGCCAAUCUGGUCUCCCAAAAUGCAGUUUGUAAAUUCACCUCUCAGAGACUGUUCUCCAGUUUUACUGUUACAUCCCAUUUAUCUAUACGACUUCCCUAAUGGAUAGGAUAUGAUUGGGGGAGUCGGUGCCAUAUCGUUUAAGACAUGUUAAAUCUGUGCUGCCUUUCUGUCCUAAGGCUAUCACUGUUAGUUAGCGCAAGCGGAAAUUGUUUUUAUGGAAGCAACAAGUUGAACGGCUAAGCUGAUUGUAACUACCACGACAGCAAGUCUUCAACCAUAGUGGUUACAAUAAAUA